CUUGAGUGCACGAUGUUUCGAUUCUGGGCAAUAGCAGCCCUACUUUUAAUAUGCAUUUCUGAUGCUGAUCUAUGCCUUUAUCGAUGUACUCAAAAAGGAUCUUGCAAAAAGAUAGUGCUUACUAUCGAAGGCGGAGAACCAUGCUGGUUCAGUGAAGACUGUUGUGCGGAUGGGUUUGCGUGGCCACAAGACCCGCAACACGAGAAGAACCAACAACGCACCGCAGAGUACCCGAACCCAGCGCAAUAUUACCCAACAGCAUUCCCACAAAUCCAACAACCCGCCCCAAAGUAUCAGGACCCAGAAGCACCAAGGCAUCCGAACCGAUUCGAACCCAUCUUUCCACCUGUCUCCAAGUACCCACAAAUGCAACAAACCCCCCCAAAUUAUCCGAACCAAGAACCACCUAAGUAUGCGAACUCAAUCGAACCUAUCUUUCCACCCGGCUCCAAGUACUCUAACCCAGUCCAUCAAUUCCAACAACACGUCCCAAAGAAUCCGAACCAAGAACCACAUAACUAUGCGAACCCAAUCGAACCCAUCUUUCCACCCGUCUCCAAGUACCCCAACCAAGAACCACCGAACCGAUUCGAACCCUUCUUUAAUCCCGUCCACAAGUACACACAAAACCAACAACUCGCUCCAAAAUAUCCGAACGCAGAAUCACCAAAGUAUCCGAAUCCAAUCGAACCGAUCUUUUCACCGGUCUUUAAGUGCCCCUACCAAGUCCUACAACCCGUCCAAAAGUAUCCCAGCCCAGAACCAUCAAAGUACCUUAAUUGGUGAUUGGUGACUAAUCUAAUUCUGCUCAUAAUAUAAUACUAUAAGCAAUUGAUUUUAAAUUAAGUUUAAUAAUUUCUGAAAAUAGAUGUACAUCAAUUUCUAAAUUUCAAACAUUACGAAAUAAAGACUAGACAAUUACCUGCAAA
Molecule: messenger RNA, 929 nt
Organism: Drosophila rhopaloa
Lineage: Eukaryota; Metazoa; Arthropoda; Insecta; Diptera; Drosophilidae
Product: repetitive proline-rich cell wall protein 2-like
Exons: 2
Coding region: 13-786 (257 amino acids)
Source: RefSeq, a predicted model, not a curated record